Messenger RNA from Trichoplusia ni (cabbage looper), 3933 nucleotides. RefSeq lists its product as uncharacterized. The record is from RefSeq and is a predicted model, not a curated record. Lineage: Eukaryota; Metazoa; Arthropoda; Insecta; Lepidoptera; Noctuidae. Bases 295 to 3303 code for a protein of 1002 amino acids. The transcript has 3 exons.
ACGUAGUUUAUGGACAAAAUCGGAAUAUACUUUUACCACCAGCGUAAAUAAAAAGUCUGUGUUGGUACCUUUUUAGAUAGCUACUAACAUGUGCAUUCCUGCCUUUAUUUACCAACAUAAUAAAAACUCUCCAGAUUUGACAUAAAGUCAUAAUUAACACGUCAAAUGUAGAAGAAAGAUUUGUUGCCAGAUUUAUUAGAUUCCAUCUUCUUUUGUUACGCAAAAUGUCAAAAUUAUAGUGAAUUGAAAAAAUAAAGUAAUUAAAAAAUUCCCAUCCCCUAAAAUAAAGUUACGAUGGCGAAGCAGGAUGACGGCCUCUUCCUCCUGGAGGUACUCAUCGACAAGAUAGUUUUUGUGAAGAGUCCCUGUUUCUCUGACAAGGAUUUUAGGACCUGUGUUACUAUAGAAUGUCCUGCAGUCGAACCUCUUGAAAUAUGUGAUGACGACCCAGGUUCCUGUGUCGCGAAAAGUGGGGGACCCUUCGUGAAAACAUUCAACAGCGGCAAAUCUUGUCUGUUCUCACUCUUAGAGGGAGACAUUACCAAAGCUAUGAGUAACUUCCCCAUAAAAAUAUCUGUAUACAAGUCACUCCCAUGCGGUUGCCUGCCGACUAAAAUCGUUAUGGGGGAAGCGACAAUAGAUAUGACUAAAGAGUUUAUUCAAGCUCGUAAAAAGUUUUUGGAAGACCCAACAAAUGUUAGCUAUCAAGCGCUGAAGGAUUCCUUUCGUAUCGUUGGCCCAGACGGUGCUGAGACUGGUGAAAUUGUCAUGUUUCUACGUAUAUCUUGCUUCGGGAAACUGAUAAUAACUAGGUUCCAAGGUGCAAGUGGCCCACCGAAUUUAGGAGCCGGUGGGCAGGGACAGUCUAUCGUUGAUCGGUCAUGCAAUCCUCGAAAAGAAUUUCAAACAUCGCAAGACCCCUGUGUUUGUGGAGCAGCUCAAGCAGCAGCUGCUAUAAGACCAGGGUCGGGCGUUCCUUGCACUGCGCCCUGCAGAUCGGGCAUGGGCAGAGGCGGCGUUUGCCCCACAGCACAAGAUCCAUACAAUUCCAUGCCAUGUGAAGAUCCAGAUGAUCCGUGCUUUUGUUCUGGUCCCAAACCACCACCAAAACAACCAAUGAUAUGCCGAAAUACGGACCAUUACUGUUUGCAUGUUCCCAAAGGUGCCCUGCCGAGCUUGCCGAUUUAUCAAGAUUUGACGGAAGAUCAAAUUAUGGAACUCAAAACACUCAACAAGGAAUCGCAACUUCAUCACGUUGAAGACCAAAUCAUCAAUAUAUUCAAAAACGGAUCAUCAAUACCAUGUUCUGAGACAGCUACUAUGGUCGAUGAACUUUUACAAGCCUAUCCCGAACAAUCCAAAUUUUCUUCAGAAUCAGUUCAAGCUAAAUUCGAUCACUCUCUAAGUUCUUUGUAUACCAUCAGGUCUAAGAGGCGCAGCGUCUCGUUCUCUGACAAAGUAGAUUAUGUGUCGAAAUCGUACAGUCAUUUCUCUAGUUACCGAAAAAAAGAAUACAGUGAUAUGCCUAAAAGUAUGUUUGGUAAAAAGGAAACGGUUUAUAUGACGCUGUUCAAAGAUUUCUGCCGCCAUCGUACAUCAGGAACACAAGCAACAGCUUCCAUAAACAAAUGCCUGCAAGUGUCUCACAGUAACGCCAUUAAUAAUUACUUUGUUAACGAUCCUAUUUCGAACUAUAGCUCCACAUGUAAUACAUCAACUAUACCCUAUUCAGAUUGUCCAAAACAAGUUGUGCAGGAUAACAAAGUAAAAUACUCAGAUGUAUAUUUUUUUGGUAAAAAAAGAGACCAUAACGAGGGGAUGGGAGGCACAAGUAAGAUGAAAAAACAUCAGAAACAACCGCAGAAAGUCACAGCUGCUCAAGUUCAAAAUGACCCCGUGAAUUUAAAUACAGCCUCGGUGCAAGCUCAGUCACCAAACAACACUACUGCAGCACAAACUAAAAGAACUUCUAAUGGAAGUAAUAACGCAAAACUAGUUUCUAUUAAAGACACAAAGCCAUGUCCAUCAACACCUGGUGGUACUAAAGGCGACAUGGUUGCUACAGUAUCGCAUAUUAGAAUUGGACCAAGAGAUCCGUGUCCCGUGCACGGAAUGCAACCCUGCCAAGGACCUCGAUGUAUUGUAGCUGCUUCGGGAGCCGAUGAACAGGCACCUGUUAAGGUUUCCACGAUGACUAAUCCCCGCCGAGGAGUGUUUGAAUUAGUAAUUCGUAGGAUGAACGGAGCUCCACUGGCAAGGAAUGAACUAAUGCUUGAGUGGACUCCACCACCAAGCCGACCGUGUGGCUCACCAUGUGGUAGUCCAUGCGGUCCUAUGGGUCCAUUUUGCCGACCAUCUAAAUGCAAGAUGAUUGUUUGCCGACCUACACCGUGCAGGCCGCCCAGAUGCUGUAAAAAGGCAUGUAAAAAGCCAUGUGGGCCCAUGCCAUGCCGACCGGUGCCAUGCCGACCAGUACCAUGCCGACCGGUGCCAUGUAAGAGGUGCUGCAAGACGCCUUGUUGUGGAAAGUCUUGUCAACCCUGCAAGCCUUGUGUGCCCCCACCACGAUGCAGGCCGGCAUGUGUACCACCGCGUUGUAGACCAUGUAUUCCGAAAAAAUGCAGGCCCUGCCCUCCACCGCGAUGCAACCCUUGUGCUCCACCAGUAUGCAGUCCAUGCUCUCCACCGAGCUGUUGCCCACCCCCGCGAUGCAGGCCCUGCCCGCCGCCGCGGUGUAAGCCUUGCCCGCCUCCGCGGUGCAGGCCUUGCCCGCCACCACGAUGCAAGCCCUGCCCUCCACCACGAUGCAGGCCUUGUCCCCCUCCACCAUGCAAAGCUCCUUGCCUACUACCUUGUGGUCAGCCACCCUGCGGGGCAUCUUGUAGCUCGCCUUGCACUUCUCCAUGCAAAAGCUCACCCUGCUUAAGACCCUGCCCCGUUGGGUACAGGAAACUUCCUCGUAAGACUCGCAGCCAACCAAAAAUUAAAGCACAUCGUAAAUUUAUAUCUCCUUGCUUAAACCGCUCUAAAGCUUGUCCAGUGGUACGUUCUCGCAGCGUACCUGGACCUUGCAUCACAUGUUGCAGUGCAUCUAUAUGCCCACCUAGGAAGUGUUGCUCGGUCUUUCCCUGCCCAUCACGCAAGUAUUGCCCUAUAUACGUUUGCUCGGCAAGAAAAUGUUUUCCUAAGCCCUGCCCGCCUGCAAAAUGCUGCCAGCUACCAUGCCCACCACGGAAGUGCUGUUCGGUGUAUCCCUGCAAGCCAGUAAAGUGUUGCAAGAGCAGCUGCUCGACUUGCUGUUAAUAUCAAAACAUCAUCAACUAUGACGUUUAUAACAAAUUUAUAUAAUUACGUAAAUAAACAUAUUUUAAGAAGACAUGGUAGUGUUUCAAAUAAUGGAUUGAUUUAAUAAUAUAGACAAUUAUAGCCGUGCUUUUGAAGAAACAACGGUAAGUGGGCACGCUCGGCAUGGCAUGCAAGGCUGAUUACACCUCACAUCUUUGUAAUUCAGUUGCGUAUAUUUAGACAUAGACGCUUCGAUUGUCCGGUCAUAUUUUAUGUAAUACAUUCUAUGCGGAUUGUCGGACAUUAGUGCUGUAAACAUAUAACUAUAUUAUUUUCUUCUAUAUUUCACUCUUAAGAUUUAAAUAUUAUAAGGACAUACGGACAAUCUUUGCGAGUUGAAUUUCUAAUAUCAUUUAAUAAUUAUAUUUUGAUACAGCACAGCGAAGAAUUACUAUAAAAUCUGGUCUCGUGAUUAAGUUGCUGAAAUGUGCAGUGAUAUUAACAAAUGAAGACAGAAGAUUGUCCAAGUAUUGUCAACAAAGUCAUGUCGUAGAAUAAAAGUUUACUCAUGUAUCUUUUGCAAACGAAGUUUUCGUAAUACACCCACGAUGCCACACUAGUUACAAAUAUAAGACAUACUAAUAUCAA